Messenger RNA from Hipposideros armiger (great roundleaf bat), 939 nucleotides. Its product is annotated as olfactory receptor 6C70-like. The record is from RefSeq and is a predicted model, not a curated record. Gene Ontology annotation, molecular function: G protein-coupled receptor activity; olfactory receptor activity. Lineage: Eukaryota; Metazoa; Chordata; Mammalia; Chiroptera; Hipposideridae. Gene Ontology annotation, cellular component: membrane. Gene Ontology annotation, biological process: G protein-coupled receptor signaling pathway. The transcript has a single exon. The coding region runs from base 1 to 939 and encodes 312 amino acids.
AUGAAGAACCAUACAAAACAGACAGAGUUUAUCCUUCUGGGACUGACAGAUAACCCUCAGUUACAGAUUGUAAUGUUUUUAUUUCUACUUCUGAAUUACAUAUUCAGCAUGAUAGGAAAUGUAACCAUUAUUGCCCUCACUCUACUAGAUUCCCAUCUCAAGACCCCAAUGUAUUUCUUCCUCCGAAAUUUCUCUCUUCUGGAAAUUUCAUUCACAAGUGCUUGCAUCCCCAGAUUCCUAAUUACCUCUGUAACUACGGAAAAGACCAUUUCCUAUAAUGGUUGUAUAUCUCAGUUAUUUUUCUACAUAUUCUUGGGGGUUACAGAAUUUUUCCUUUUGGUGGCUAUGUCCUAUGACCGCUAUGUGGCCAUCUGCAAACCUUUGCAUUAUACCUCCAUUAUGAGCAGCAGAGUUUGUCAUCAGCUUGUACUUAGUUCUUGGGCAACUGGUUUCCUGGUUGUUUUCCCUCCACUGCUUUUGGUUCUUGACCUGGAAUUCUGUGCUUCAAAUAUGAUUGAUCAUUUCAUUUGUGAUAUUUCUCCUGUCCUGCAACUUUCUUGCUCAGACACACAUUUACUAGAACUGAUUGCUUUAUUCUUAGCUGCGAUGACCCUCAUUUUCACAUUGCUAUUAAUAAUCCUUUCUUACUCUUACAUCAUCAAAACAAUUCUAAAAUUCCCUUCAGCUCACCAAAAAAAAAAAGCUUUUUCUACCUGCUCUUCUCACAUGAUUGUUGUAUCUAUCACUUAUGGUAGUUGUAUAUUCAUCUACAUAAAGCCAUCAGCAAAUGAAAGAAUCACUUUAAGCAAAGGAGUAGCCGUACUCAAUACUUCAAUUGCCCCUUUGUUGAACCCAUUCGUUUAUACUCUGAGGAACCAGCAAGUUAAACAAGCCUUCAGAGAUGUAUUUAGAAAGAUAUUUUGUACUUUAGAAAAGUGA